UGGAGUCGCAUCUGUCAAAAUUCAUGCGCUUUCUCAAAAUAACGUAACACGAGUGGAAAACUGAAGAACAAUUUGCCGAUUUUUAACCGGAAUAAAACGGAAUCUUUACAGAACUUGCAGCAAUGCUGAAGCUACGUGCCGUGCUCGGUCUUACCCGUGCCAGUUUGCGUCACAUUUCUUCCACCGGGGGCGUCCGGAACGCGGAAGCCGCCGUUGCCUCAUCGGCGGACAAACUGACGAUUCCCGUUCCGGAGGGUGUCGAUAAGCCGGCCAACCCAAAGCUGGUCUCGAUUGUGGACAACAUUGCCGCCCUGAACCUGCUCGAAGUUUCCGAACUGAGUGGGCUGCUCAAGAAGCGAUUGAACCUGCCCGAUGCUGCCCUGAUGCCGGCCGGAUUUGCCGCCGCUCCGAUGGCGGCCGCACCCGUCGACGAAGAGGAAGCCGCCCCGAAGGUGGUCAAGACGAGCUUUAAGGUGAAACUGGUUAAGUUCGACGAGAAGCAGAAGGUGGCGCUAAUCAAGGAGGUCAAGAACCUGCUCGAGGGCAUGAACCUGGUCCAGGCGAAAAAGUUCGUCGAAAGUGCGCCCACGAUUGUGAAAGAGGACAUUCCCAAGGAAGAGGCCGAGAAGCUUAAGGAAGCGUUCACCAAAGUUGGAGCAGUCAUCGAGAUAGAGUAACGGGAGGGGCUGAAUUUCCAAAGGAAAGGUUUUGUUUGAUUUAAGGAUUGUGUAGUGAAUAAACAACUAAAAACUAA
Culex quinquefasciatus (southern house mosquito) is the source of this 754-nucleotide messenger RNA. RefSeq names its product 39S ribosomal protein L12, mitochondrial (gene mRpL12). Gene Ontology annotation, biological process: translation; mitochondrial transcription. Gene Ontology annotation, cellular component: mitochondrial large ribosomal subunit; ribosome. The transcript has a single exon. The coding region runs from base 123 to 677 and encodes 184 amino acids. The record is from RefSeq and is a predicted model, not a curated record. Gene Ontology annotation, molecular function: structural constituent of ribosome. Lineage: Eukaryota; Metazoa; Arthropoda; Insecta; Diptera; Culicidae.